GCUGUGCUGCAGAAGGUGGAGUACAAGUCCUCACUGUGGUCCCCUGGAUGCAGCUUGCCAGGACCGUGCCCUCCCUUGAGGAGCUGGACUCCUUCAAGUACAGCGACCUUCAUAUCCUAGCCAAGAAUCUGGGCCUCCAGGCUAACCUGAGGGCAGACAAGUUGUUAAAAGCCUUGAAAGCCCACCUUAAGCUUGAGGCAAAAAAAGAAAAUGAGAAUCAGGACGUGACAGAUGAAUGUCUUUCUUUCCACGAUGGAAGUCAGACCUCUGCAUCAUCCUGUGAGGAGGCUGAGCUUCAGAGCCAUGGCCAGGAACAAACUGAGAGGGAGCCUCUUGGUCAUGGCACCAAAACCAGAAGGUGCAGGACAGUCCUCAGGAACCCUGACACCCAGGAUCAUUCAGAGAUAAAAGUGAGUGAUCACACUGAAUUCCAGAAUCAGGAGAAGCAGGAACACCAGGGUCUCAGAACAGUUGCAGAAAUGUCUUCACCACCAGAUGAGAGCCAAGGAGAGGAGAAUGCCGUUUCCUCAGGAAAAAGAAGAAGAAAUGGUAAUGAAGAUUCGAAGGUACCUUCAGAAGGAAAAAAGUCUCUCUACACAGAUGGGUUUUCCAAACCUGGAAAAAGCAAAAGAAUUAUAAGCACAACUCCAAACUUUAAGAAGCUUCAUGAGGCUCGUUUUAAGAAAAUGGAGUCCAUCGAUCAAUAUAUUGAGAGAAAAAAGAAAAAUUUUGAAGAACACAAUACAUUUCAUGAACUGAAGAAGCAGCCAGCCACCAAGGGCGCAGUGGUGACUCCAGUUCCUCUCUGGGGAAGGCUCCCCUUGGCUUGUACUCCUACCAGCCAGCGCCGCUCACAGGGCCAGCCACUGGAUGCUGCGGGCAGGAGCACCUUGUGUGGGAAGGGCUCUGCCAAGCGUUCUGUGCUCUCGGCAACUAAAAUGAACGUCAGGUUUUCAGCUACUACCAAAGAUAAUGAGCAUAAGCGUUCACUGACCAAGACUCCAGCCAGAAAGUCUCCACAUGUGACCAUAUCUGGGAAUACCUCGAAAGGCCAGGCUGUGAUCGGGAUAUACAAGAUAAAGACCACAACUGGGAAUUCUGCUUCUGUCAUUACAUCACUCAAGCUGACAACUCAGGCGCAGACUCCAGUCUCCAGUAAGAAGCCAGUGUUUGAUCUCAAAGCAAGUCUGUCUCGUCCCCUCAACUAUGAGGCACACAAAGGCAAACUGAAACCAUGGGGUCAAUCUAAAGAAAAUAAUUCUCUGAAGGAACAUGUAAAAGUUAGCUUCCACAAGAAAACUUACAAACAACCUCCUCUCCAGACUAGGGAGGAACAACGGAAACAGCAUGAGCAAAGACGAAAAAAGAAAGCAAAGGUUUUAGGAGCUCGGAGGGGCCUCAUUAUGGCUGAAGAUUAACUUU
Messenger RNA from Mustela lutreola (European mink), 1422 nucleotides. Its product is annotated as nucleolar and spindle-associated protein 1-like. NCBI's taxonomy places the organism in Eukaryota, Metazoa, Chordata, Mammalia, Carnivora, Mustelidae. Gene Ontology annotation, cellular component: microtubule; mitotic spindle; nucleolus. The record is from RefSeq and is a predicted model, not a curated record. Gene Ontology annotation, molecular function: microtubule binding. Gene Ontology annotation, biological process: establishment of mitotic spindle localization; mitotic cytokinesis; mitotic chromosome condensation.